Molecule: messenger RNA, 2389 nt
Organism: Sinocyclocheilus grahami
Lineage: Eukaryota; Metazoa; Chordata; Actinopteri; Cypriniformes; Cyprinidae
Product: polypyrimidine tract-binding protein 2-like
Exons: 10
Coding region: 131-1222 (363 amino acids)
Molecular function (GO): RNA binding
Source: RefSeq, a predicted model, not a curated record
GUUUCCGCCUCCAUUUUGUCAGCGGUAUAUAUGUGUGUGUGUGUGUUUCUCUGCUAAAGCCAGUGAGGAAAAAUAACACACACACUAAGUCUUCAGCGGGUUUAUUUUUUUUUUACACAGAUCACCAGAAAUGGACGGCAUUGGUGACGUCGCAGUUGGUGUAAAGAGAGGAUCAGAUGAACUGCUGUCCGGCAGCAUGUAUAACAGCCCCAGUUCUGGGCUGAGCAGUAUAAGCGAUACGACAUCCAACGGCAGUGACAGCAAAAAACUUCGAGUUGAAGACAGAGUCGGCGAUGCCCCACCAUCCCGUGUUCUUCACAUUAGAAAGUUACCCAACGAUGUCUCGGAAACAGAGAUCAUUGCCCUGGGGCUUCCGUUCGGAAAGGUCACCAAUAUCCUCACACUGAAAGGCAAAAACCAGGCGUUUCUGGAGCUCAGCACAGAGGAAGCUGCCAUGACAAUGGUCAAUUAUUACUCUGCUGUGACGCCUCACGUCCGUAGUGUGCCGGUCUACAUACAGUACUCCAAUCACAAAGAACUCAAGACCGACAAUUCAAACCAGCAUUCUGCGGGAAACCACCCUCCGUUAUGGAUGAUCUGUUCAUCUCCGCUCUUCCUCGACUCUUCUCUCUUCCUGUCUUACGCUGCUUGCUCUUCUCUCCUUCUAAAGAUGGUUACGCCCCAAAGUCUGUUUACCCUCUUCGGGGUUUAUGGGGAUGUGCAGCGUGUGAAGAUUCUUUUUAAUAAGAAAGACAGCGCACUGAUACAGAUGGCCGAUAUGAACCAGGCUCAGCUUGCAAUGAGCCAUCUAAACGGUCAGAAGAUGUAUUCAAAGAUCAUUCGCGUUACGAUGUCGAAGCACCAAACUGUUCAGUUACCAAGGGACGGUUUAGACGACCAGGGUCUCACGAAAGACUUCACAAACUCACCACUGCAUCGUUUCAAAAAGCCAGGGUCCAAGAACUUCCAGAACAUUUUCCCUUCUUCUGCCACGCUGCAUCUGUCAAACAUCCCGCAAGACAUAACUGAAGAAGACCUCCGAGUCCUGUUCUCCAACUCCGGUGGCACUGUGAAAGCUUUCAAGUUUUUCCAAGAUCAUAAAAUGGCCCUAAUUCAGAUGACGACCAUCGAGGAAGCUAUUCAAUGCCUCAUCGACCUCCAUAAUUACAACAUGGGUAAUAACCACCACCUGAAGGUCUCCUUCUCCAAAUCAACCAUCUAAAGCAACCCGAGAGGUCUUGCUCCCAACUGCUUUUCUAGCGUUACCUGUUGACUGUUUAAAUACACUGGGGACCACAAUUUUGAGAAUUUCUUUUCCCAAGUUCCAUUCCACAAGAAGUUGUUGAAAGAAGGAAAUAUUGUGACUGUUUUCAAGGACAUUUUGUUUUUUUACCCCGUUUCCUCUUGUCAGCGCUCUGACACAACCUCUUCAGUGGCGGAAAGGUGUUUUGGUGUAAAGUCUGAACCUCUUACAAUAAACCGAAAAGAAUGUGCCUUACAAAACUUACAGAAAUCUUUUCAUACUUCAUAUUCUCAAACCCAGGCAGUCUUCUGAGCGUGAGAUUAAGUUUUGUUAAAACAAAAUUUUUUUUUCCCACUUUUGUGUCUGAUCUGUAUAAUGUGUAAAAGCCUCUCAGACGUUUUCCUUUUUAUUUCUUGCAGUUUGUUUGUUCAGUUCUUAAUGUCUGUGACAUUUUGAUUUAAGAAUUAUAAAUAAAACUGUGAUUCUCUAGUGAUUGUCACUGAGAUGUUAGGCCCAUUCUUAACCCACCAAUCCCGCUAAACCUUAUGUUGUUUGAAAGGAAACAAGAGAAUGAAACCUUUUUAUUUGCUCAUUUUACACCAUUUUCCUAGCUUUUCUUUCAUCUAUGUGCAUUGUCUUUAUCCUAAGUGGAAGGUUAUGACAUACUUUUCUCUGCAUGUACCAACUGGUGCAUCUUUAUUCCUAGUGUUGCAUGGAUUGGAAAUCACUUCUUUGUGUGAAUUAAUUUUUAAUUUUUUUUGAAAGACGAGUACAGUAGAUGGGACCAAAGUUUAUGUGCCUAAAGUCUUAAUUUACUCCAAGAUUGAGCAUUUUAGUUCACUUUUUAGAAGAAAAGAGACUCAUGGACAGGCUUAUGAGAAGAGCUGUAAAAAAAUUAAUAAUAUUGAUUGGCAAUCCACACUACAAUUUAUGAGAGGGACAAAAGGAUUGUGUAUAUUUUGUUUAGUUUUUUUUAAAAACCCUGCAGGAAUGUAUGAUUCGGCAUAGUUUUAGAUGUGGCACAAUUAAAAAAAUUUCUAACAAAAGCGGGGAGAUUUGACUGUUGUGUGUUUUGAUUUCUCUUUCUCUUUCCUGUUUUCUGCUUUUAUCUGUAGCAUGCUUAAUAAACACUUGUGUAGUUCUGUA